Messenger RNA from Cygnus olor (mute swan), 5511 nucleotides. RefSeq names its product phospholipase D family member 4 (gene PLD4). Gene Ontology annotation, molecular function: catalytic activity. The record is from RefSeq and is a predicted model, not a curated record. The coding region runs from base 2466 to 4004 and encodes 512 amino acids. Gene Ontology annotation, biological process: hematopoietic progenitor cell differentiation; phagocytosis. NCBI's taxonomy places the organism in Eukaryota, Metazoa, Chordata, Aves, Anseriformes, Anatidae. The transcript is spliced from 11 exons. Gene Ontology annotation, cellular component: trans-Golgi network membrane; endoplasmic reticulum; nucleus.
GAGAACAUGUUAAACCGACAGUUUCUUCUUAGCAAACCUCCCACAUAGACAUUUAAAGAUCUUUCACUCUAUCUUUUAAUACACAUUUCUAACAAACUGGAGACUAACCAUGGCUGUAAAGAGAGUGUGCUAACCAGAGUGUGGCAUCCAACUGUAAGGUGAGAGAUUUACUUACUCUGUGUGGGGGAAGGCAGCAAGUCAGCAUCUGGCAGAAGGAGCCUUGUCUGAGAAACGGAGAAGUGGAGGAAUAAAGUAGAUUUUUGUUUGCCCUGAAACUUGCCAGUCUUCCCCUCCCCAUUGUGUGAGUGGGUCAAACAAACCAUUUUCCUUCUCCCCACAAACCCACUUCCAUCCUUAGACGAUCACCACUACAACACUGCCGGUAAGAGCAGAAAUGCGUGAUCGAUGCUGGGCUGCUGUGUGGGAUCAGAUAAGCAGAUGGAAACCAGCCCUUUGCAGGCUGGAAAGGAGGAGGACGAGGAGAUAAAUCAGGCUGUAAGUGGUUAGAGAGCUGCCAAGGGGGAGGAGAAAAACUAUUCCAUUUUCUGGAAGCAUCCUUUGGGAACUGCCGUUCCCCAGCGGUCUCUGGAAACCAGUGUCUUUGAACCACCUCGAGCUGACUGCUCACAACCUCUAGCACAGCAGAAGUUGUUUCAGAGAACCCCAGCUUGAGACUGCGCUGUGGGCUUCCAAGCCCGAAGCUUAAAGGAGAGUAGGCACGGGGUGGUCUGCAGAGGAGAGCCGCGUGUGUGCAGAGGUUGAGCUUGUGCUGCUGGAGCGUUGCUGGUCCUGUGAUGCAGCCCAGCCUCUCCUAGUCUGAACUAAACUGGUGAUACUGGAGCAGUGACUCCUUAGUCACAUGGAGCCAGAAGGUUGUUGUUAGCUCCUGCUUUUAAAGACUUUUCUUUAAUACAUCAAGGGAAUAGUCAUAAACACACAUGACGUAGCAUUACCUUAGUGUUAAAGCUGGAAGUGACCAGAGAUAAGUCCUGAACCUCAUACAAAUAUGCCGCUUCUUGUGAGGUAAAAUCCUGAAGCCCAUGAAAUCAGUGGGAGCUUUGGUUAUUUAUGUCAGCGUUGCUUAUGCCAGCAUUUCAGUCCCGCGUACAAACAGAGCGAGGCAGCUUGUUGCUAAGCUUGCUCACACGUGCAUCGCACACACCGACUUGAACCCAUCACACACUUGGCUGCUGUGAUGUGUAAUUUGGAUGCUCAGUCUCUGAAGUCUGUGGAGGAACAGGGGCACUUCCAGAGCGAUUUGGACCUUUAGCAUGGUUGUUCACUGGAGUUGCCUCUUUUCCCUGAGUGCAGACAAGGUCACGCAGGGUGUUGUUUUCAGCUUUCUGGUAACUUGAGACUAAAGGGGUGGCAGUAGCCUUCACCUGGACCCAGCCCUGUUUUAAUGGAGAUUUAAGAUGCUCCUGGUGAUGGGUAACCUGUGUAGAGCAGUAGAUUCAGGAGAGAGCUGUCUGGUCAGACAGGCUGCAUAUCAGCUCCAUGACUUUCUUUUUUAUCACGUUUGGCCUCCUUUGAGUUACUGAUGGGUUGGUCCCAGGGAAAGCAGAGGAUUCGCAAUACCAUUAUCUUCCCAGUGAAAGGCCUCUUUCUGCUAUACCUGACCUAUCCUCUGGCUCCUCCUAGUUUUUCCAUCUACAUUCACUGUAGAGUGACCUCCCUCAGAUGCCAAAGCAGGGAAUUGCAUUCUUCAGUUCAACAGGAUCGAGGGACUGCCUGGAGAAUGACAGCAAAGUAGCUACACUGAGUUGUAUUGACUUUGUAAAACCUUUGGAAUUUUGCAGAAGAUAUGAUUUCUUAGAAGCUGCCUCAAACUCAACAUUGCACGUAACCUUCACCUUCAACAAUUUCUCAGCAAAUUCCAAAUAUGUUUUAUUUAAGAUGAAAGCUCUAAGAUGUAAUAUUUCAAAGGAGCUAGCUUGGUCUUUUACAUAUAUCCAAGGACAAUUGAGCAGGAGAGUUUGAUAAGCACGAGGAGCUGGGUAGAGAGGUAGUUCUGGAGGGUUUGCUCCUCAGUUUGAAAUGAAGUUUCUGAUGGGCUGACAAUGAAGCAGUGAGAUUUCUGCCAUGUCCGAGGCACAAAAAGCACCAAAAGCUGAGUAGUUCUUUCACACAGUGUCUUCUUGUGCUGAGCUAGGCUCUAAACUUACAUCAGUGAACACCAUGAGAAUUUAGUCAUUCAACAGAGUUUGAAUUGUGGGAAGUUAUGCCAAAUAGGUGCAGAUCAGGAUCUGGAAGCUAAGAAUUGAGUAGCAACAGCUAGAUGGCAACUUGUCUCGGUAGUAUUCAUUGUGGAACUCAGUGCUUAAGAGGAAGUAAUCAGCAGGAGGAGGAAGAAAACAGAACCUGCAAUAAAUCUACUGGUGAAAAGCGUGUGCACCAUCUCCUCUAUGUGUAGUUGGGAGUAACAUCAGACUACAGAAGCACAUCCACACAGGAGGUCUCCCAGGAUGAUUGUGAAAAAAGCAUUAGGAACAUCCCUGAUGGUUAACAAGUCUUUCAACACAAAAUUACGCAUGAACAAUCAAAAAGACGUCAAAAUGUUUCAAAUCUCAGGGGCAAUUUUGAUACUUGGUUUUGUUGCCCUGAUGGCUGUUUACUUCAUGAGAACAUCCAGCAUAGUUGAUCCUAAGGGACAAACUGUUGUCAGCAUUUACCAAGAGGUGGAAGAGGAAGAAGAACUUCAUGGAGACUUCCAGAGAGCCACAAUAACUGAGGAGGGCACCAACAGAUCUAACGAUUCCUGCAGAUUUGAACUUGUGGAAAACGUUCCUUAUGACUUACCUUUUGAGGUAAAUACCACUGCAGCCAAACCCUUGUACCAAGCCUGGAUAAGUCUCCUCGAUAUAGCCCAGGAAAAUAUUCACGUGGCUUCUUAUUAUUGGUCUCUUACUGGGAAAGAUAUCAACGUCAAUGAUUCCUCUUCAGAGCAGGGUGAAGAUAUUCUGAAGAGGUUUGAAAGAUUACUUGCGGAGAAUGUCUCUGUGUACAUUGCAACAAGUAUGCCAACUUUGGCUACGAAUUCAACUGACCUUGAGCUUUUAGAAAAAAAAGGGGCCCAUGUAAAAAAAAUUGAUUUUGAACAUUUGACAGGAGGAGUGCUGCAUAGCAAAUUCUGGAUUGUAGACAUGAAACACAUAUAUAUUGGUAGUGCAAAUAUGGACUGGAGAUCUUUAUCUCAGGUGAAAGAGUUUGGUGCUGUGAUAUACAACUGCAGCUGCUUAGCCAAAGACCUAUGGAAAACAUUUAGUACUUACUGGGAUCUUGGACAUGCUAAUGCUACCAUCCCAUUCCCUUGGCCUCGUAACUAUUCUACCCACAUAAACCACAAUCGGCCUCUGGAAGUAGAAUUUAAUGGAACUUUGACAAAAGCCUACUUUUCUGCUUCUCCUCCUGCAUUUUGUCCAGAAGGCCGCACUCAUGACCUCUUUGCUAUCAUCAGUGUUAUCAGUGCGGCAGACAAAUUUGUCUAUAUUUCUGUUAUGGAAUAUUUCCCUACCAGCCGUUUUGUUCACCCAAAAAGAUACUGGCCAACCAUUGACAAUGCUCUGAGACGUGUGGCUUUCAACUACAGAGUACAAAUCCGGCUUCUGGUCAGCUGCUGGACCCACUCUGACCCAGCCAUGCUCCACUACCUGAGGUCCCUGAGUGCUCUCGACAACCCACAUACCCACAUUAGUGUCAACGUGAAACUCUUCAUUGUUCCAGUUUUUAACCACACAAAUAUUCCUUAUGGGAGAGUGAAUCACAACAAAUAUAUGGUCACAGAUAAAGCAGCCUAUAUUGGGACUUCCAAUUGGUCAGAAGAUUACUUCACUAACACAGCUGGCGUGGGACUAAUUAUCAAGCAGAAUUCAACCAACCUGCAAAGAAGGCCUAUCCAGAAACAAUUAAAAACCCUUUUUGAGCGUGACUGGAAUUCCAAAUAUUCAGUGAAUCUAGAAGAUGUGCAAGGACAGAAAGACUGUAACUGGAGAGACAGAAUCUGAAGUGAACUGAAAUAUGCAUUUAAAAUAGAAAGAAAAAUAUAUAUUAAUCUUGUUCCCUGUGCAAAACAAGGAGCAUUCUGUAUUAUGUCUUUGUCAGAGAAAUUUCUUCUUUGUGGUAUCCAUGCUGUCUGAUGAUGUUAGAACUUCUCAUAGUUGAGUCUACCUGCCUACUCAUUAGUCAGCGUGUGACAUUUUCUUUGCUGUGUAUGAUUACCCCAUCUCAGAGUUAAUGAAAUGCAUACAGUAUGAUAAGACAAGCUGUCUGAUACUAAAGCAAACAUGGAAGGCAUAACCAGAUCUGAAUACAUCGGAGAAGCAGGUCGUUAUUGCUGUGCUGUCUUAGGAAGCUAUGUAUUCAACCCUAAUAUUCCACUAACAGUGUUUUCUUACAUGUGUUUAAGCAUUUUAAAAAUAAAGCUCUGGUCACUAUAAGGUUUGGGUACUGCAAGUAAUCACCUACAGCAGCAAGGGAAGAUAUUUAAAAGCAUUUUGGCAUUAGAGGUACAAGGAAGCACCUGUAUUUAAAUGUUGAGGCUAAUCACUGGAGUUAAAUACCCAGGAUUUAAAUCUUGGGAUCAGCUUCCAGCUCAGCUGCCCUGAACUGUGUGUCUGGUAUGCUUGGAUAUCUGUGCAUUGGCCUCCUGUAGCAAGCAAGAUGGGGGCCAAGUUGUGAUGAGAGGUGGAGCUGAACUAGGACUGAGAUUCCUUGAACUGUUUUAUCCAUCACUGCAAGCCACUGUUUGUCGUUAAUAAGGCAUAUUUUUUAAGACAUGUAGUUAUAUCUACUGAUCACACUGUAUAUCCACAUACAUGUUAACAUACUGAGGAGAUAUAGUUGCUUGCAAUGCUCUCCUCUCCCAUUUCUUUUCUAGAAUCUGCUUAAAAUUUUGAGAUUUCCAUUCACUAAUUAAAAUUUCUUGCACAGUAGAAUUUCCCAGUUCUGGUUUUCAUUAACUAUGCUUCACAGCUUUCUCAUCCUAUACCAAGAAAUACAUCUGGCCACACACUGUAUUAAUAAUUGUGUGCAGGAAAAACAUCUGGACAGAUUUUUCCCAAUGCAAGCAGCACAUGUGAAUGGUGGGAGAAUUUGAAAAUCUUUUUGAGAAGUUACACGUUUCAUCAACGAAACUACUUUCUGUAGAGCAGUGCUCUCCUCUAGAUGGCACUCGAAGCUACGUUUUCACUUUUUUUCCAAGGCAAGUUUAGCAGGAAAACGAAGAAAACUUUUUCUUCCCCUUCUGAGCUCCAAUUGGACAGUAUUGGGUAAGUUGUUUAGUGGGGCAAAGUUUCUGGGCAGGUUAUGAGGCUUGUAUCUUGGUAACACAAGAAUCCUCUGGGAUAAGGUUCAACUUAUAAAGCAAAAAUUGAUGCCUUCAAGAGUGCUAUUUUAUUUUCUUUACUGUCAUCAUCUGUGUUUUUUUUGUUUGUUUUGUUUGUUUGUUUGUUUUUUUCUCCACAUACAAAGGAGGGCUUUGCAAUUAAGACAAUGAACUGUAUUUCAAAGGAA